UCGGCGUAGCGUUUGUUGCGCAGCCGCGGAGACCUGGGUACACAAGUGGCCUGGCGGAGCUGCGGGUGGGCGACCGGGCCAUGAACCUAGGAGAUGGCUUAAAGCUUGAAACUGAAUUAUUGGAUGGAAAAACCAAGCUAAUACUGUCUCCAUAUGAGCAUAAAUCAAAAGUUUCUGUGAAGAUGGGAAAUAAGAUCAAGAUUGCAAAAUGUCCUUUAAGAAUAAAACAGACUGGACACAUUCUAAGAUCAACACAGAAUUCUUACAUUGGGAGUGAAAACGUUUUUCAAAAGAAGACAAUCAGUUCAGAAACUUCACAGGCAAGAUCUGAGAAAAGCAGAUUGCCAUUUUCACCGUCUCAGGAUUCAUGUCAGCAGCAUGCAGAAAAAGACUGUUUUCAUUUCCCGAAAGAGUCUUCACCUGCAGCCUCUACCGUCCAGAAGAUUAUAAACACCGCAGAUAAAUGCCGAGUGGCUCAACAGAAGCCUUGCAAAACACACACCAGCGAAAACAUGAACAGCAGUGUGGUGUGUCUAACCCAAGACCAACUACAACAGAUUUUGAUGAGUGUGAGCCAAGGAAAUGGAUCCGUGUCCCUAGCUGAAAACGGAAAGAAGGAAAAAGCAAGCCGAGACAGUUUCCAGCUAAUCAGUGUCCCUAGCCAGUCGAAGAGUGUGAAUGCCACAGGGUCACUGCAGAAGACGGAGGCCGUUUCACCUGUCUCAGAUGAAGGGAAGUGUGUCCUCAGUAGAGCUCAAGAGGCCCUUCAGCAGUGUGAGAAGAAAAUGGCCAUAGAGAGUGAGUGGAAGCCAGCUGACAUAUUCAGUACUCUGGGGGAACGGGAGCGCGACAGAAGUUUGUUGGAAGCCAGAAGAGCGCAGUGGAAGAAAGAGCUGGAUGAACAGGUUGCCUUAAAAAGGAAAGAAAAAGAAGCUUCUCAAAAAUGGAAUGAUCCUUGGAAAAAAUCCGAAAUAGAAUGUGAGAAACUUCAAAUCCUUGACCAAUCUAAGGGCGAGGAACAUGACAGAUGGGCAGUGCACUCUGAUUCCUUAACGAGUCAUGCUGGUUCUCAAUUUCGGCUGUCCUGUCAGCGAACACACCAACACUCGGAGUCCUGUUGUGUCUCUCCUGACACUCAGGAGCUGACUGAUGUCCACAGUGUUUACACACCUUCACUUGCCAUCCAGCUGGAACCUUCAGAAGAACAGAGAGCCAAACCUGUUACGGAUAUGACUGUGUCAUACAGUCAGAAAACAAACUUUCUCCGUUCUAUGACUGCACUCUUGGACCCAGCACAGAUUGAGGAGCGGGAAAAACGCCGGCACAAGCAAUUAGAACAUCAGAAAGCAAUCAUGGCUCAGGUAGAAGAGAAUCGCAGGAAGAAGCAACAGGAAGAAGAACAAAGAAAGAAGGAAGAGCAGGAAGAGGAGCAGCGCUUGGCUCGGGAACGGGAGGAGAUGCAGAGGCAAUAUGAAGAGGAUAUUCUGAAGCAGAAGCAGAAGGAAGAAAUCAUGACUCUAAAGACAAAUGAGCUGUUCCACACCAUGCAGCGCGCUCAGGAGUUGGCACAGAGACUGAAACAGGAGCAGAGGAUCCGAGAAUUGACUCAGAAAGGACAUGAUGCAUCCAGGCUGAUUAAAAAUCUUGGCGCAAUAGUGGAUUAUAAGGCAUCCACUACCAUUUCCAGUUCAGGAAGAGAUGCUGAGGAGACUGCUGAAGAAACCCAUGCAACUACCCCUUCCACAAACUCUCCCAGGACGGACAUUGGCGUGCAGACAGAUGACUUAAAUUUAGGAAUUUUCAACGAGCUACAACACUGUGGAUCAUUAACAGAGAGGGGCACUAGAAACUUUUCUUCUCCAGAGAUUUCUACAGAAUUUAAUGGACAUACCAGCACUAAAAAAGACAAGCAAGAACUAAGUAUUGCUAAAGGCACUUAUUUAGACAAAGAAACCAGCUGGCCCAAUGGCCAGUAUAAUCAGUACAGAAGAACAGAGAAACAAACAAAACAUAUUAUGAAGAAAUGUCCUAAAAAGCCCGCUUGGAAUAUAAACAAGCCUCUGAAAAGGUAUGUCCCUGCAUCAGCAAGGUACCCCAUCCAUCUCCAAAAGGAGAAAGAAGAAAAAAAGUUAAGAAGGCAGAUGGAGCUGCUUCACUUACUAGAGAGAAACAACCCUGAGAACCUCUUCCAAAAUAGAGGCCCUUCCCCACAAGUUCUUGCACCAUCUCAUCGAGAAACUGAGUCAGAGAACAGGUUGCAGCUAAUCAAAAAGGCAGAAGAACCUCUGAAAACUCCUUCAGAUAUUAAAGAAUGGUUCCAGUUAUCACCAGCAAUAAAGAGUAAAACUCAGCAAACUCAGACUGAUUCAGUACACUCGCCAUUAAAAAAUAGUGACUAUGAAAAAGAGAACCUGGCCUUAGGAGAUGGUCAAACUUCGUUAUCAGAGGAGAUGUCUGGAACAACUCACUUUAUUCCUUAUGUUCGAACAAAUGAGAUCUAUUAUCUUGAUCCAGAUGCACCUUUGUCUAGGCCAUCAACACAAGAGAACCAAUACCAAAAAUCUCAUGAUUGUGACCAACAACAAGAGCUAUUUGACUCUGACCAUACCAGGGAUCCACUUCUUAAUCCUAAAUUGGUGAAAAACAGGGAUCGACAGCAAGCUAUCCUUAAGGGGCUUUCAGAAUUAAGACAGGGUCUUCUCCAGAAACAAAAGGAGCUGGAAACGAAUCUCAUACCCUUAACUGCAAACCAAGAAGAUAAUUUUAGUUCUUCAUUUUAAAUAUGCUCACCACUCAACUGCAUUUUCCAAGCA
This is a messenger RNA of Myodes glareolus (Bank vole), 2813 nucleotides long. RefSeq names its product coiled-coil domain containing 66 (gene Ccdc66). Gene Ontology annotation, cellular component: cilium; photoreceptor inner segment; microtubule. Lineage: Eukaryota; Metazoa; Chordata; Mammalia; Rodentia; Cricetidae. The record is from RefSeq and is a predicted model, not a curated record. Gene Ontology annotation, biological process: cilium assembly. Gene Ontology annotation, molecular function: microtubule binding.